Molecule: messenger RNA, 1580 nt
Organism: Ananas comosus (pineapple)
Lineage: Eukaryota; Viridiplantae; Streptophyta; Magnoliopsida; Poales; Bromeliaceae
Product: glucan endo-1,3-beta-glucosidase 7-like
Exons: 3
Coding region: 280-1464 (394 amino acids)
Biological process (GO): carbohydrate metabolic process
Cellular component (GO): plasma membrane
Molecular function (GO): hydrolase activity, hydrolyzing O-glycosyl compounds
Source: RefSeq, a predicted model, not a curated record
AUAAGUGAAAUGCUUUGUCGGAAACGUGUUCUUAGUUUCCGUGCUUAGAUUCUCUCACCAGAAGAAGAAGCCGACGCCGACUUCUAUAAUACCUUGCCCGAGUCGUCGACGACUUUGAAGAAGACCUGUCACAAUUACAAAAUUACCCUCCAACUAUUACUAUUCCUCUCCUCCAUGUAGUAUAACAACACCACGCAAAGCAAAAAAAGAGAGAGAGAUAGAGAGAGAAAGGCUCUCCGAACCCUCUCUCUCUCUCUCUCUCUCUCUCUCUCUCUAAAAAUGGUGGGAAAGAGGGGGCUUCUUGUGAUCUUGGUGUUCUUCGAGGGCUUCUUCUAUGCGAGAAGUCAGGCGGUGAUCGGGGUGAACUACGGGGCGAUGGCGGACAACCUGCCGGAGCCGUCGGCGACGGCGCGGCUGCUGGCGUCGACGACGAUAUCGCGGCUGCGGCUGUACACGCCCGACGCGGCGCUGAUGUCGGCCGUGGCGGCGGGUGCCCCGAACGUGUCCCUGCUGGUCGGCGUCCCCAACUCCGACGUGGCGGUCCUGGCGUCCUCCCCCUCCGCCGCCGUCUCCUACGCCUCCGCCAACCUCCUCCCCUUCCUCCCCUCCCUCUCCGCCGUCUCCGUCGGCAACGAGGCCCUCUCCCAAGACCCCUCCUCCCUCGACCCCUCCCUCCUCCUCCCCGCCGCCAUCCUCGCCCAGUCCGACCCCCCGUCGUCGGGGGCCUUCCACCCCGAGCUCGCCGGAACCCUAGACCCCAUCCUCGCCUUCCUCAGCCGCACCGGCGCGCCGCUCAUGAUCAACCCCUACCCCUGGUUCGCCUACAGCGCCGACCCCACCCCCGAAACCCUAGCCUUCUGCCUCUUCCAGCCCAACCCCGGCCGCGCCGACCCGGCCUCCGGCCUCGCCUACGCCAACAUGUUCGACGCGCAGGUCGACGCCGUGCGCGCCGCGCUCGCCGCGCGCGGCUUCGGGGACGUCGCGGACGAGCCCGGGGCCACCGUCGACAACGCCAGGGCGUACACCGGGAACCUCGUCGCCCACCUCAGGUCCCUCGCCGGCACGCCGCGCGUCCCCGGGCGCUCCGUCGACACGUACCUCUUCGCGCUCUACGACGAGGACCUCAAGCCCGGCCCCACCUCCGAGCGCUCCUUCGGGCUCUACCGACCCGACCUCACCCCGAACUACGACGCGGGCCUCGCAGGAGCCGGGCCCAACCCCACCAACCCGACCCCGGCCCCCGCGUCGUCGUCGGCCCAGGGGAGCCCGAUCCAGCCGGGGUGGUGCGUCACGGCGGCGUCGGUUCCAGGCAGCGGCGGCACGAUCCAGCCGGCGAGCAACUGCUACGUGCCCAGCGCCGUCGGAUCGCGGCGGCCCGGAGAUUAUUGCUGCAACGGUUAUUGUGUGUGGUUUGGGACUAUGCUUUUGCUGCAGCAAGUUUCUGCCUGGGGGGUUUACAUCUGACAGUACAGUGUAAGAUUGCUUUGUGAUGUAUGCUGCUGCUACUACUACACUUCUGCUGUGUAUAGAAGUUGGGGUUUAUAAAGGAUGGUGCAAUUUAAGAAACAAACAUUUCCGAA